This is a messenger RNA of Xiphias gladius (swordfish), 594 nucleotides long. It is a transcript of the gene cenps, whose product is annotated as centromere protein S. Gene Ontology annotation, molecular function: chromatin binding; protein heterodimerization activity. NCBI's taxonomy places the organism in Eukaryota, Metazoa, Chordata, Actinopteri, Istiophoriformes, Xiphiidae. Gene Ontology annotation, cellular component: Fanconi anaemia nuclear complex; FANCM-MHF complex. The record is from RefSeq and is a predicted model, not a curated record. Gene Ontology annotation, biological process: resolution of meiotic recombination intermediates; replication fork processing. The transcript has 5 exons. Bases 199 to 567 code for a protein of 122 amino acids.
UUUCUUGGUGAAUUUGUGCCGCGGGUUUUUCUUCUUCAGCUGACUGUGAGCUGCUGACUGCGAGCCACCUGGGUUGUGUGUUUCCCAGCUGCGUUUGGGUUUGUUUGUUUUUUUCCGUCAGACCCCGACUUUGUGACACUUCCCCCAGCGUCCUUGUCUCAUUGCGGCCGUCGUGGUGUUCAAUUUCUCCCCAGGAAAAUGUCAGUUGAUAAAGACGAAACUGUUCAGAGGUUAAAGGCAGCAGUACACUAUACUGUGGGUCGUCUGUGUCAGAAGAUGGGAGAGGACCACCGGAGAGAGUUCAGUCGACAAGUCAUAGCAGCAAUUGCCGAGACGACAUUCAGACAAUGUGAAAUAUUUGCUAAUGACCUGGAGGCCUUUGCAAGGCAUGCUAAAAGAAGCACAGUGACUGCAGAAGAUGUAAAGCUCAUAGCCCGUCGCAGUACUGCAUUGUCCAUCUACAUACAAAAUAAAAGCGAAGAACUGAAUCAGGAGCAGAGGGAUUUGAAAAAGAAGAAUACUGGGAAGAGGAAGAGCAGAGACACUGAGGAGGAAAGCAGAGAUUAAGGACAAGACACAGGCAGGCCUGCAGUG